AAAUGGGGAUGGUGAUAAACAGGAAUGGCGCAUUUAUUAAAGAAAAAAGCAAAGCGCCAGCACAGGCUUCAAACUCAUGCUACCCAACAACCUCAACAGCACACCGGGAAAAUCGCAUCUCUCAUCCUGCUUUUUCAGCCAUUUUUCCAAUGACUCUUCUCAUUCAUUAAUUUCCCCUUCCUUUCUCUCUCCUCUCAUUCUAUUCAAAUAAGGAGUCUCUUCUUGACUUGCAACUUUUUCCCAACAAUAAACCAGAGUCCCACAUCACACUCACACACCACCAAAAUUAAAGCAGAUAGAGAAUUUUGUGUGUCCCACAAUUGCCCUUCUGCAACCCCAGCCCCCCCCAAAAUCCCCCUUCUUCAUCAUCACCUUCACUCCCUUUCCAACAACUAUGACUUUUUAUUUUGCCGUGGGCUUUUUCGCCCUUUCUCUAUUUCAGUCCACACAGGCCUCCCCUCUCCCUAUCCCAUCUCCCUAUUCCAUCUUUUCUUUAUUACUCGCCCAUCUCUCUUCCGUCUUCACAUCUUUUACCAUUUUCCUCGUUUCCGUGUUUUCACAGCUAACCCGUAUAUACAUACACCCCAUUCCCGUCUGCAAGAUCAAAGGAUUUCAAAAGGCUAUUUUAUGUCAAUGAAGAUCAAAGGGGGGAUUUUGGAUCCAACGACGCCGUAUGGCCUUGCUGCCAGAGAGGAUGUUAGGGCUAAGCACAAGUAUCAGACUCUUAACCAGGACUAUCUCGGCUUGCAAAAGGAAGUUGAUAACAUGAAGAGCAGAUUAGAGGCUGGGAAGCAGAGCAAGAUGGCUCUCGCUGCUGAAGUUCGGUUUCUACGCAAAAGAUUUAGUUACUUGGUGAAAAUGAAGACUAAGAAUUCGCCACCGAAAGAAAAAUUAGGACAGUCACCAAAUCUGCAGAAGCAAACGAAGCAGACUGAGAGACUUCGUAGAAAAGAAGCCACGCUUCCUAUUUUACCCCUGAUUCCACAAGUCAGACCGAAGAAGAAACAGUAUGUUAGUAAAAAAGUAGGUUUGUUUGGCACAUCUCCAGUUGGGAAUCCUGAUUUUAGCCACAAAGUAAGGCUAGAUGCUGGGAAAGUUAAUUUGAUGCAGAUCGCAGCUCCAUUUCUUGACUUGCACACAAAAGGAAGAAUGUAUGCAAAUGAUACAGCUCUGAGCAAUGCAGCCACAGCUUUUGAUUUGAACCAAGUUAGUAGUUCUAGUGUGAGAGAAUUGUCAUUGCCCAGCCGAGCACCUAUCUUUGACUUGAAUGAAAUCUCGAUGGGUGAUGAGGAUGAGGAUUUCCAGACUAAUGACGAAGAGGUGAAGUAUGAAGAAAGCAGGAGAAGUUUAAUGAGACAUCCAAAUGAUGAAGUACAAAACGAUUUGAUGCUGUCCAUAUGUAGAAAUGCUGGUGAAGGGUCGUCUCGUGUGGGGAAGAGAAAGAUCUCGUGGCAGGAUCCAGUAGCAUUGAGAGUUUGAAGCGUCUUUUCAUAUGUUGAAAGUGUUAGAGUUUGUAUACUAAAAAUCCCCUUUCGAGUGAUUGAAUACUGUAAAACUCUAUAUUUUAUUUUUCAAUGGAUGCAACAGAUUAUUUUUGUCA
Molecule: messenger RNA, 1600 nt
Organism: Salvia splendens (bonfire salvia)
Lineage: Eukaryota; Viridiplantae; Streptophyta; Magnoliopsida; Lamiales; Lamiaceae
Exons: 4
Coding region: 628-1479 (283 amino acids)
Source: RefSeq, a predicted model, not a curated record